UAUUUUAUUUCAAACUGAUGAUAAAUCAAGUGCAUCUUUUCCAAAAAUAGUAUCUGUGACGUUAAACCGUAAUUUAUCGGGAUUCCCAAACACAAGCAUGGAGGGCCAGCAAAAAUCUAAAAAAGACCGCAAGAAGCCUCAGGUGAAUGAAGAAGAUCUUCUAACAGUUCCUGAAGGCUGGAAGGAUCCAGGGAUUACUAAAGAGGAUAAUCCACAUGGAGUUCUUGCAGAAAGCUCAUUUGCAACAUUGUUUCCCAAGUACAGGGAAAAAUACCUACAAGAGUGCUGGCCCUUGGUGAAGAAAGCACUAGCUGAUUAUCAUUUGAAGGCAGAGUUGGAUCUAGUUGAAGGUUCUAUGACAGUAAGCACCACUAGGAAGACAUGGGACCCUUACAUUAUUAUCAAAGCUAGAGAUCUUCUUAAAUUGUUGGCUAGAAGUGUUCCAUAUGAACAGGCUGUACGAGUUUUGGAGGACAAUGUUUUCUGUGAUAUAAUAAAAGUAGGAACUCUAGUCAGGAAUCGAGAGAGGUUUGUGAAGAGGCGACAGAGACUGAUUGGACCAAAUGGUUCCACAUUAAAGGCAAUAGAGUUACUAACAAAUUGUUAUGUGCUGGUGCAAGGUAACACAGUGUCAACUCUUGGUCCAUACAGAGGUAUUAAAGAGGUUAGAAAUAUUGUGAUAGACACUAUGAAGAAUGUUCAUCCUAUAUAUAAUAUCAAGACAUUAAUGAUAAAAAGAGAAUUGGCAAAAGAUCCACAAUUAAAGGAUGAAAAUUGGGACAGAUUUUUACCAAAAUUUAAAUCAAAGAAUAUCAGUAAACGAAAACAACCCAAGAAAAAGCGAGACAAGAAAGUAUACACACCAUUCCCACCUCCACAACCAGAGAGCAAGGUUGACAAGGAGCUUGAAACAGGAGAAUAUUUCCUUAAAGAAACAGAAAGAAAAUCAAAGAAGAAAGCUGAGAAAAGGGAGAAGGAGAAAGAGGCUAUAGAGAAUAGAAAGAAAAAGAGAGCACAAUCAUUUGUACCACCAGAGGAGAACACUGUGGUUGCUAAGAAACGGAAGAUAGAUGAUACAGGAGUUGAUGUAGAAAAUCUCAAAAAGAAAAUUAACAAAGCUCAGAAAAGGAAAUCAGUCGGUGGUGACAAAACGUGAACGGAUAAUGCACCAGUAAAAUAUGGACUGAAUGAAUGAGGAGCUUAUUUGUUUUCAUAUUUGGGAAUGAAUAACUAAUUAGUGACACAAGACAUGUAAAGUUCUGAUGUAGACAAUCAGAAACUAAAAGACCGGUGUUUAAACUGUGUUUCAUUCAUGAAUGAAAUAUUUAACCUUUCACCUGCUGAAAAUGUUUGUAAUGGAUUUGCUUUGUUUAGAAAUUAGAACAGCCUGUUCAAGGCUUAAGGAAUUGUGUUAUCUAGAUUCCUGCUGGUGCUUGUAAUAAUGCAUGGAGAGGCAGCCGAGUGUUCCUCCAUCAACAAAGCUGACAAGGUUGUCAUAUAACUUUAGUGUCAGAGAGACUUAAAACCAAGUUUUGGCAGGUUAAUGGUUAAACAAAGUAAUUUACAUCAGAGAGAAAAGUUUCUAUAAUAUUAACAGCAUUGAAAGUUAAUCUUUUGACUAUUAUAGUACAUGUAGGCUAAUUUCAGCUUAUAGAAGUUCAUUCAUUGAAGAUAAAGACUAUUUAUGUGUCACAUGUUUGUAGACAGUUUGUAUUUGAACUUGAAAAUUGUCAAGAAGAUGCAGAUAUUUUUGGUCAGUGAAUGUAGUGAAGGCAAUACUGACAUCAUUGUGUAAAUAUUAGUUACUUUAUGUGUAUAUACCAAUUAAAAACAUGAAAAUCUUUGUAAAUUAAAGAUGAAAAUAAAAAGUGAAAAUCUG
Ruditapes philippinarum (Manila clam) is the source of this 1879-nucleotide messenger RNA. Its product is annotated as KRR1 small subunit processome component homolog. The coding region runs from base 98 to 1156 and encodes 352 amino acids. Gene Ontology annotation, molecular function: RNA binding. NCBI's taxonomy places the organism in Eukaryota, Metazoa, Mollusca, Bivalvia, Venerida, Veneridae. The record is from RefSeq and is a predicted model, not a curated record. Gene Ontology annotation, cellular component: nucleolus; small-subunit processome. The transcript has 10 exons.